UUAAUACUGACGUACAGAAGCUCAUUCCUCCGGAAUAUCCGCAAUUUUGCGGUCUGGUUUUUAGCUGCUUCGGGCUUUGUUCAACUUAUCGAUAACCCUGGAGAAGCUGGGGAGCGGUACGGACCCCACGGAGAACCCAUGCCUAGCUGCGCAAGCACUCUAACCUGUAGCUAGCUCGCUCGCUCUCUCCUUGGCACCCGCCAGGCCCCCAGCCGCUCCCAUCGCCCAAAUCCUUUCAAACAAGGUUCCCUCCUGCCACCUGCCGGCCCAUUAGGGUCUACGCCUCGGGCUCGGCGCCACUGCGCAACUCACGCGGAGCCGCCCCCGCCUCCCUACUGCACAUGCCCGGCAGAAGUCCGGGCGCGCAACUUUGCAGAACCUCUCCGCCCCAUUUGUCUUCGCCUCAGUCUCCUCUUUCCUCUCCCAGGCGAGAGGACCAGCGGAGGCACCUCUCCCCGAGUCUUAGGCUGCAGAGUCUAAGACUUAGAGAGAGGAGCCUGGGAGGAGAUAGACUUUUUCUCCCCUUUUCCCAUCCCUUCUUUUUGCCCAGAGAGGCAAAUAGAGGCGCGGAGCUUUAGAAAGUUGAGUGGUCAAGAAGGUAGGUGCUUCCUUUUUCUCCUCGCGCCGAGGUGGGGCUGGGACCUCCGGACCCAGCUUCUUAACCUCGCGAGGAGCACCUUUUCCGGCUCUAGCAGCCGAUGCUCUUCGGAGCUGCUCUCUGCAGAGCCAGAGGGUGGGUCGGAUUCGCCGAGUGUGUGUGAGGAUGGAUCGCAGAUCCCGAGCUCAGCAAGGGCGCCGAGCUCGCCACAGUUACAACGAUCUGUGCCCACCCCUAGGCCGCCGGGCAGCCACCGCACUCCUCUGGCUCUCCUGCUCCAUUGCUCUCCUUCGCGCCCUCGCCACCUCCAGCGCCCGCGCCCAGCAGCGCGCGGCUGCCCAGCGCCGGAGCUUCCUUAACGCCCACCACCGCUCCGCCGCCCAGGUAUUCCCCGAGCCCCCCGAAUCCGACCACGAGCACGAGGAGGCAGACCUCGAGCUCUCCCUCCCCGAGUGCCUGGAGUACGAGGAAGAGUUCGACUACGAAUCCGAGACCGAGUCUGAAAUCGAGUCGGAGACCGACUUCCAGAGCGACCCUGAGACCGCCCCCACCACUGAGCCCGAGACCGAGCCCGAGGACGAGCGCGGCCCCGUGGUGGCCAAGCGCCGCACCUUCGACCAGUCUCUCACUGAGCGUCUCAACGCCCUGAGGUUGCAGAGCCCCGACGCCUCCCCGAGUCGCGCGCAGCCCAGCACUCGGGAGUCUGAGAGCCCCAGACAAGGGGAGGAGCCCGAGCCCGAGGACAAGGAUCCGAGGGACCCCGAGGAGUCUGAGCAGCCAAAGGAGAAGAAGCAGCGACGGCGCCGCUGCAAGCCGAAGAAGCCCACCCGCCGCGACCCAUCUCCGGAGUCUCCUUCCAAAAGGGGACCCAUCCCCAUCCGGCGUCACUAAUGGAGGACGCGCCCCAGAUUCUCCUUGUUUUCUUUGACCCAGGUUGGUGACCAACCGCUAAACUGGGGAGUCUGGGGUCGGUGCUGGAGCGGUGGGAGGAAGGGAGGGAGAAGCAAAGGCAGGUUAGAAGGCAGGCGGGAAGAGAGCGGGCUCAGCUAGUUAGCCCUGGAGGCGGGGGCGCAGGGCGAGCUAGGAAGAGCUCCGCGAAUCUCCCCCGGGGCGCUGGCGGGCGCCCGGGUGGCCAAAGGCCUGUUGGCCAGAGGGGCGGCGGGGCGCUCCUCGCGCCCCUCUGGAGACAGCCUGAGGUCUCCGAGCUGGUGUCCAGGAUGCACGACUGAAUUCCGGGAGCACCCCAGGUUUCGAGCUGCACACCCAGAAGGCACGGGUAAGUACUUUGUUUUACGUGCUUUUUUCCCUCCUAGAGUAAGUAGUCUCAAACCAGUUGGCCUUGGCGGGUGCCCGAAACGUGGUUCGGAGGUGCUCGCGCCAACUUUCAGAAAGCAGAGCCGCCCGGCGGUAGCGACACUGUUGCAAUGUGCGAAUACUAACCAGGCUGGGAUUGGGCGACAACUCCGGAGACUGCCGGCUCCCGGGGAAAGUUGCGCGCGCACGCGCGCACCGCUUAAGACACUCGGAGCCUAGAGCCCAGGUCCCGUCGCUGUCAAUUU
Messenger RNA from Aethalodelphis obliquidens (Pacific white-sided dolphin), 2157 nucleotides. RefSeq names its product neuroendocrine secretory protein 55-like. The transcript has a single exon. The record is from RefSeq and is a predicted model, not a curated record. Gene Ontology annotation, biological process: response to parathyroid hormone. Bases 764 to 1489 code for a protein of 241 amino acids. Lineage: Eukaryota; Metazoa; Chordata; Mammalia; Artiodactyla; Delphinidae.